Messenger RNA from Vitis riparia (riverbank grape), 4181 nucleotides. Its product is annotated as formin-like protein 5. The coding region runs from base 609 to 3650 and encodes 1013 amino acids. The transcript is spliced from 7 exons. The record is from RefSeq and is a predicted model, not a curated record. Lineage: Eukaryota; Viridiplantae; Streptophyta; Magnoliopsida; Vitales; Vitaceae. Gene Ontology annotation, biological process: actin cytoskeleton organization; actin nucleation. Gene Ontology annotation, molecular function: actin filament binding.
GGCAGCUCUUCCACGGAAACCUUUGAGCAAUAAGUGGAGCUUUUCGGCAUUUCAUGGUCAACGCCUCUAUCUGCCUCUGUCAUAGCCUCAUAGGCAUACAGCUAUUGGUUUUGAGUUCGUCUUGGUGGAUCUGGUCUUAAGCAAGGACCCAUUUGAGCAGAUAACAAAUUCGGAUUUUCUGGGCUAAUAUUGUUGGGAAAUCAGCUGAAAUUUUGAUCUGAACGUUGUGAGAGUUCUAUAUUUUAGCUGUAUUUGGUUGAUUCUUGGUGGGUUUUGCUUUAAGCUUGAUUUGAUUCGGUAUUUUGGUGGGUUUGGCGAGGGGUGAUUCUGGGUUUUGUUCCAUUCGUUGUGUUUUGAUUGCGGGUUACAAUUAUUUCGUGUGAAGGGAUUGGUGGAUAGCGGGAAAAGGUGUAGACGCGGAGGUGAUUGGGGAGUUUUGGGGUGUUCUUGAGAGAAAAUUAAUCGGGUGGGGGGAAAAUUGAGGAAAAUUUGAGCAUUUGGUGUGGUUUUAGGCGACGAAGGUUUUGUAGGGUUUUGGUUGUGUGGGAGGUUUAGGCAUUGAUGAAAUGAAAAGGAAAAUAUGUGGUUGAAAUGUGAUUCAAGAACAAAUGGGUGUCACAAGAAGUUGUUUAAUUGCUUUUGUCCUUUUGAUUUGUGUUUGGAGAGCUGCCAGUUCAGGAUUCAGGAAGGAGGCCGAGGAAGUGUUUCAUGGCGAUCAAAUUGGCUCGGGUUCUUGGGAGAUAGAUGAAGACAUGGCACGGCUAUUGUGGAUCAAUUGCAGGCUAGAUUUGUUACAUGUCAAGGAAGCUAUUGAAGAAUUUGACCUGUAUGUCCUGGAGGAGAAGUUGAGUAAAAUCAAUGGGUUCAUUUCUGGAAGUCAGUCAUUGACAAAAGAAAGCAUACAGAAAACUAUCAAAAUCCUGGAUCCACAGAUGAAGGAAACUCUAUUGGAUUGUUUAAGAGAGAAAAAUCUUCCGUUCCGUGUCUCUGGAGAAGAGGGUGUCUCUAAGCAUUGGUACACCAAGUAUCUUGGCUCUCUAUUUUCCAGACUUGAUGUUCCUAGGAGAUAUUUGAGUAAUGAAUUGCUUGUGAGCUAUGCAGAAGCAUCUGCUCCAUCCCCUGUAGGUGGAUUGCCUAAUUCUCCUGCUCCAGAACCAUCCAGCUCUGGGGUUCCUAUUUCUCCGGGUCCUCCUCCGUCUCCAGUUCCACCAUUUUUUCCAUCAGAUUCCCCUGACGCAAGUUCGCAAUCUUCAGACAGUGAUACUUCUGGUUCAAAUGUGACACAAAAUAAGUCCAGCAGUAACAAUAAAUCAGUUGUCAUUGCUGUUGUUGUAACUGCAUCAGUGACAUUUCUUGUUGUUGCACUGCUCUUUUGUUGCUAUCGCAAGGCUCACAGGACUGGCUCAGAAGUUCGAAGAAAUGAUGAGAGGCCCCUUCUCAACUUAAGCAUAAGCGAAUUCUCUAUCGGUUCUUCUCCUAAGGCUUUUGCCUUAGGAAAUCCAGUUAACAAUGAAAAGCUUGGUAAUCAAUCAAUUGGUACUAACCCUGAUCCCAAGAGAGUUUCAUCCUUGGAUGGCAAUUUCUAUGUGGAGCCUGACAUUCUCCAUGUCUCACUAGCUGCAACUCCCUCAUUAGAAACUGUUGCAGGUGCUGACAUCUCCAGUAAAACUAAUGUACAGCCACCGCUUCCUCCUCUCAAGCCUCCUCCUGGAAGGGUGGUUACACCCAGUCCUGGAUUUCUUCCACUAAAACGUCCUCCUGGCAUGUUAGAUUCCCUGCCACCUGAACCACCUGCUCCUCUGAAGCCACCUCCUGGCAAGGCACCUCCUCCUCCUCCACCUGUACCAUCUUCCUCUCUGAAACCUUCUUCUGGUAGCAAUGGUCCCUCUCCUCCACAACCUAAACCUCCUGGCACAAGGCCUGGUCCUCCCCCACCGCCUCCUCCAAAGAGCGGUCCCCCACCACCUCCUCCAAAGAGCAGUGUCCCACCGCCUCCUCCAAAGAGCGGUGUCCCACCGCCACCUCCAAAGAGCGGUGUCCCACCACCGCCUCCAAAGAGCGGUGUCCCACCACCGCCUCCAAAGAGCGGUGUCCCACCACCGCCUCCAAAGAGCGGUGUCCCACCACCGCCUCCAAAGAGCGGUCUCCCAAUGCCACCUCGGCCACCCCAACCUAUAGGUACAGGUUUAAAGGCAUCUCGACCAUCAACUUCUGCGCCAAAUGCUCCUAGUGAAGGAGGUGUCUCAGGGAGUGAAGCUGAUGCUCCUAAGACCAAGCUAAAGCCAUUCUUCUGGGAUAAGGUUCUAGCAAACCCUGAUCAUUCAAUGGUUUGGCAUCAAAUAAAAUCCGGUUCAUUCCAGUUCAGUGAGGAGAUGAUUGAAACUUUAUUUGGGUAUGCUCCUCCAGAAAAAAACAAAACUGUGCGCAAGGAGUCUUCUGCCCAAGAUUCUUCUAGCCAGUAUAUUCAACUUAUCGAUUCAAAAAAAUCACAAAAUUUAGCUAUUCUUCUACGGGCAUUGAAUGUGACAACAGAAGAAUUUUGUGAUGCCAUUCAGGAAGGAAAUGAGCUUCCUGUGGAGCUGCUUCAGACGUUAUUGAAGAUGGCACCCACAGCAGAAGAAGAAUUAAAACUUAGGUUAUUCAGUGGCAACCUUUCCCAACUUGGGCCUGCAGAGCGGUUCCUCAAAGUCUUGGUCGACAUCCCAUUUGCCUUUAAACGGCUUGAAUCAUUACUUUUCAUGGGUUCUCUUCAGGAGGACAUCUCAAUGCUUAAAGAAUCCUUUGCAACUCUAGAGGCUGCUUGUAAGGAACUCAAAAGCAGUCGGCUGUUCCUCAAACUUCUAGAGGCUGUUUUAAAAACCGGCAAUCGCAUGAAUGAUGGAACAUUUCGUGGUGGUGCACAAGCAUUUAAACUUGACACGCUUCUGAAACUAGCAGAUGUAAAGGGAGUAGAUGGCAAGACCACCCUAUUGCACUUUGUUGUUCUGGAGAUAAUUCGCUCUGAAGGUGUACGAGCAGUUCGUGCAGCUAGAGAAAGUCGGAGCUUGUCCAGCAUCAAAUCUGAUGAUCUCCUGGAGGACCCUUCCCAAGAUUCUGAAGAGCACUAUCGUAGCCUUGGUCUUCAGGUGGUUUCAGGAUUGAGUGAUGAGCUUGAAAACGUCAAGAAAGCCUCAGUUUUAGAUACUGAUGGCUUAAAAGAAACUGUCGCCAAAGUCGGCAAUGAACUGCUAAAAACCCGUAAUUUCCUGAAUUCAGAUAUGAGGAAUAUAGACAACAAAAAUGGUUUUUGCCAAACACUAGAGAGUUUUGUGCAGCAUGCUGAGGUUGACAUCACAUGGCUACUGGAGGAAGAAAAAAGAAUAACAGCUUUGGUGAAGAGCACGAUUGAUUACUUCCAUGGGAAUGCAGGGAAGGAUGAGGGCUUGAGAUUGUUUGUUAUAGUUCGGGAUUUCCUAAUAAUGUUAGACAAGGCAUGCAAACAGGUGAGAGAUGCUCCAAAGAAGCCUAGGCCACAGAAGAAAGAGGUUCCUACAGCGCAACCUUCUUCUGAUACCCGGCAGCCAGCUUCUCCUGAUAUUCGCCAGAAGCUUUUUCCGGCGAUAGUGGAUCGGCGGAUGGAUUAUUCUAGUUCAGAUGAGGAGAGUCCUUAGAUUUUUUUGUUGGAAAAGGUGGCACCAAGGUUCUCAUAUGAACAAGAUAGAUGCAUAUUCCAUUUAUUUUUAGGUGUCAUCUAUGGUUGGUGGAUACUAUUUGACUUGAAGCAUCAGCUUGAAAGGGGUUGAGCCAAUUUCACCAUAGUUCUCUUCAAGAUCAAUCUCAGUGAAACAGACACUCGACUCCAGCUGACAUCUUGAUAGUUACCAACAGCACCACUUCCAUCAUAUGGAGGCUCAAUGUGGAAUUGAUCCAUGGAGUCCAUUUUGUGCAUGAUAGUUAGAUUUAACAAUACCUUAAUUUUUUUUUUCUUUGCAUUAUUUUUUGUUUGAUAUUAUUUUGUUCUUGGAACUGAAGGAGAAUCCAGUUGGAUUGUUUAGAACUCUGGAACUCCUUUUACUUCAGUGUACAUCAUUUUAAAUUGACUUCGAUACUUUAGGGUAUGUGUGAAGUUAAAUCAAAUGCAGGAAGAAUGGCCCCUAUUGACCAUUAAAAAUAUAGAAUUGCUCUCUUCUUCCUGGUUCAAA